AUGAAAACGACAGUUGAGGCCGUCAUGUGCGCCAUUGAGCUUGCGCCGCCGCCGCUGCCCACGCCGCCCGGACAGGAGGAGGAGGAGGAGGAGGAGGAGGUGACGGACUGCGUCACCACGUCCGUGCAGGACUGCGACGUGCCCGGAGACCGCGACAGAGACGAGUGCUGCUCCCAGGAGGAGCGCAAGAAGAGGCCACGCACUGCGUUCACCGCCUCCCAGAUCAAGUCGCUGGAGUCCGAGUUCGAGAAGAACAAGUACCUCAGCGUCAGCAAGCGGACACAGCUCUCCAAGCAGCUGAGCCUCACCGAGACACAGAUCAAGAUCUGGUUCCAGAAUCGACGGACGAAGUGGAAGCGGAAGCACACGAACGAGCUGGAGCUGAUGGCGCAGCAGUACUACGCCCACAUGGGACUGUACACCCAUCGGCCCGUGCACCUCAGCGACCGGCUCUGGCUGUUGACGCACGGCCUCCACGCGCCGGGCCCGCCGGCGCCGCCGCCGCUGCCGCCUCCCGGCUACCUGGCGCCCUUCUACCCGGCGGCGCCGGCGGCGGACGGCCCGGCCGGCCGCCUGUUUGGUCCGCUCUCCCUGCCGCGCUACUCACACGGGCCACACGACGGCGCCCACUGA
Pollicipes pollicipes is the source of this 633-nucleotide messenger RNA. Its product is annotated as homeobox protein MSX-2. Gene Ontology annotation, biological process: brain development; central nervous system development; neuron differentiation. Bases 1 to 633 code for a protein of 210 amino acids. Gene Ontology annotation, cellular component: nucleus. Gene Ontology annotation, molecular function: DNA-binding transcription factor activity, RNA polymerase II-specific; RNA polymerase II cis-regulatory region sequence-specific DNA binding. The transcript has 6 exons. The record is from RefSeq and is a predicted model, not a curated record. NCBI's taxonomy places the organism in Eukaryota, Metazoa, Arthropoda, Thecostraca, Pollicipedomorpha, Pollicipedidae.